Molecule: messenger RNA, 2186 nt
Organism: Yamadazyma tenuis ATCC 10573
Lineage: Eukaryota; Fungi; Ascomycota; Pichiomycetes; Serinales; Debaryomycetaceae
Source: RefSeq, a predicted model, not a curated record
AUCUGUUUGUCUCAUCUCAUCUUCACAUACUCAUGGAUAUCUUUAGAGUAUUAUCAAGAGGUGCCAGCCUUAGGAAAAGCAAACAAUAUAGUGCAGACUUCUCAUUGCCCACUCAAGGUGAGCUCUCCACCGAGACCCGCAAGGAGAAGACCUUACAGCACGAGAUCGAUAAAGAAACAGAUUUCUUCCACACAAAGAGAAGUACCAACAUUGAACCACAAGAUCAACACCAACUCGCCACCGAUGAACCUGCAAAUGUUGUCACUGAGGUACCAGAAGUUCCUCCAUUGCAAAUAUCCACUGAGGAGGACGCAGCUACCUUCCGGAAAAUAAACAAGUCCAAAGUGUCUGGGAACGAUAUUCCGAUGCCAAUAGGAUCUUUUGAAGAUUUGAUUUCCCGGUACGACAUCAACAAGAAACUCCUCGAUAAUUUGCUCCGCUCCGAGUUCGUUGAACCCACGCCCAUUCAGUGUGAAUCUGUACCCGCCAUCCUAAACGAACGGGAUUUAAUUGCAUGUGCACCUACUGGAUCCGGUAAGACCUUAGCAUACUUGAUACCUUUGUUGCAGAAGUUUACUGCGACGCCGCCGGUGAAGAACUCGGGCAUCAAGUGUCUUAUCAUCUCACCUACUAAUGAGUUAGCCACUCAGAUUUUCCAGAACUUGGAUAUCUUGAGCAGAGGGUUCAACUUGAAGUUGGGAAUAUUGUCCAAGCAAUUGGCCAACAAGUUGACUGAAAAAUCCGUCAACAGCGACAAACAUGACAUUCUUGUGGCCACUCCUUUAAGGCUCAUUGGCCUCAUCAAGAGCGAGUCCAUAAACUUGUCCAAAGUGCAAAACUUGGUGGUUGACGAAGCAGAUAAGUUGUUUGAGCAGGGAUUUCUCCAGCAAACCGAUACGAUUUUGGCGAGUUUAAACUCAAAAAACGUUCAGAAAACCAUGUUUUCAGCAACCAUCCCGUCUGGAGUCGAGGAAAUUUGUCAGGCCAUCAUGAUAGACCCAUUGAGAGUGAUUAUUGGUCAUAAAGAAGCUGCCAGCAACACCAUUGACCAGAAACUCAUUUUCACCGGAAACGAAGAGGGAAAGCUUUUGGCCAUCAGACAGCUCAUUCAAGACGGUGAGUUCAAACCGUCCAUCAUCAUUUUCUUACAGUCCAUCAUCAGGGCCAAGUCGUUGUUCCAUGAAUUGUUAUACGAUAAGCUCAAUGUGGAUGUGAUCCACGCAGAAAGAACCCCUAAACAGCGAGAAGAGGUGAUAAAACGGUUCAAAAAUGGAGAUAUCUGGGUUCUUAUCACCACUGACGUGUUGGCCAGAGGUGUGGACUUCAAAGGGGUCAACUUGGUGAUAAACUACGAUGUUCCGCAGAGCGCACAAGCGUAUGUGCAUCGAAUUGGAAGAACCGGAAGAGGAGGGAAACAGGGAAAAGCCAUCACGUUCUUCACCAAAGAAGACAACAAGCUCGUGAAGCCCAUCAUAAACGUGAUGAAGCAAUCGGGAUGUGAAAGUGGAUAUUCAGAGUGGAUGGAGAACAUAGACAAGCUUACCAAGAAAGACAAGCAGUUGUUGAAAAAAAAUCAGAUCACCAGAAAGGGAAUCAGUACGGUUCCCAAAGUAGUGAGCCACAAGCGUAAGCAGAAGCAGCAGAUGAUCGAGGCAUCAAAAAGAAGAAAGCAUAUGGAAACCGAGGAAGCUGCUUCAGAGUAGUGUGUAUUUUAAUAAAUAUCAAUAACUGUUUAUUCUAGGAAUAUAUGGAUACAUGCGAUGGUAAAGUACAAUUAGUGGUGGCCACCAACAGAAGGGUAACCGAAAAGGCUUCUUCUGCCAAUAACUUCACCAACCGAAAAGAAGGCCAAUAACUGAGUUCCGUAAACGGCGGCCUUGACGGCACAUUCCCGGGUGGGCUUGAAGUUGGCAGCUUUCUGAAAAAACUCUUUUUGCAAAGCUGGAGUUUGGACAAACUUCAAUGCGUUGUUGUAAACCUGUUGGAAUUGAGCGGUGCUUGGAGGUGCCAAAGCUUCUUUCUGGUAGACGAUUUUUCCCACCUCAGCACCGACCUUGCCCCAGUAGACGGCUUGGUUAGCCAAAUAGGUGGACUUGGCGACAGCGUUGUUGACAAUUCCAGUAGCUUUAGAUACAAUAGCAGACAUGUUUGACAGACGGGAAGAUAAGUUGAUUCGAAAAGUUUUC